UCCAGCGAGUUCACUCGAGUUGUACCGGGGGUUGCCCGAGUGAGUCAGGGCCUUAGUUGACGCUGCAGGGUUCCGGUCGUUCAUUCUUACUCUGACGGCCGUGAAGAGCGAUCACGCUCUGCUGACAGCGCUGGCCGAGAGGUGGUGGGAUUCUUCGAACACCUUCCACUUGCCGAUUAGGGAGAUGACGGUGACUCCGUCUGACUUUGCAGCGCUCACUGGUUUGAGGGUAGGAAGAGAGCCUAUCCCGUUCGAUUCGGAGAUUUACAGGGAUCCCAGGGCUCUGGAGUGGUUCCUAGGGCAGGCGCCAGCGGGCGAGGCAGAGACCGUUCACUAUGACCAGUUCAGACGGUACUUGCACGGGAGGGAGCCAGACUCGGAGUUGGAGGCGGAGCAGAUGGCGAGGGCCUACUUGCUGUACUUGUUUGGGGCUACACUGUACCCGAACAAACGGUCCACGGUGCACCUGUCCUAUUUGCCGGCCCUCUAUGACUUGAGCACAGCUUCGAGGUUUGACUGGGGAGGAGCAGCUCUGGGCACCUACUAUGGCUUCAUGGGAGAGUUCUCGCGUGGGAAGAAGGCGACGGCCGGCUACUGGAGGGUGUGGAAGCUGUGGGCCUACGAGGUGCUGAAGAUGUACCCGCCAGAGAACAAGUGCCCAAACCUGAGGAUGCUCCCUCGUGCCAUGAUCUGGGGUCCCAUGUAUAGUGGCAAGAAGAAGUUGAGAGGGAGCCUCUUAGCCGUUCGGACGUACCUCGACGAGCUGUCUGGCACCCAGGUAUGCAACAUGUCAAAUUGGUUAUUCUGCCCUUAGAAUUGCUUUAAUGCUGUCGCUGAUGCCCUAUAAUCUGUGCCAUUGUCUUGCAGGUAGAGUGGAACCCAUGGAGCAGCGCCGAGCC
Rhododendron vialii is the source of this 899-nucleotide messenger RNA. RefSeq lists its product as uncharacterized. The coding region runs from base 185 to 814 and encodes 209 amino acids. NCBI's taxonomy places the organism in Eukaryota, Viridiplantae, Streptophyta, Magnoliopsida, Ericales, Ericaceae. The transcript has 2 exons. The record is from RefSeq and is a predicted model, not a curated record.